This is a messenger RNA of Cuscuta epithymum, 876 nucleotides long. NCBI's taxonomy places the organism in Eukaryota, Viridiplantae, Streptophyta, Magnoliopsida, Solanales, Convolvulaceae. The record is from the annotation of a GenBank genome assembly.
UUGAUGAAAAACAUAUUCACAAAAUUUCGUCAAAAAAUUCCACUCGGAAGCCCCACAAACGGAGAAUUUGGCCAGAUGUCCGGCCGAGCUGUCCUGACUCGAACUCUGAUUUUAUAUAUACCUGUAUAUAUAGCUGCUAUAUAUACCUGCUCUGCUGGUCACCGUUGUAACUAAACCUAAGCAUGUGUUUUUUCCCCUGGACUGUGUAAAAGGAUUUGCUGAACGCACUUCACAUAAUGAAAAACAAAAAGAGGAAAUUCACUGUCCUCAACGACGUAAGUGGGAUCGUGAAGCCCAGCAGGAUGACGUUGCUACUGGGGCCGCCAGGCUCUGGGAAGACGACUUUGCUGCUGGCGAUGGCCGGAAAGCUCGAUAAAGGCAUGCGGGUGAGCGGGAAAGUGACGUACAAUGGCCAUGAGCUAAACGAGUUCGUGCCACAAAGAACGGCUUCUUACAUUAGCCAACAUGAUCUCCAUAUCGGUGAAAUGACUGUUAGAGAAACGCUUGAAUUCUCUGCUAGAUGUCAGGGCGUCGGUUCUCGUUACGAAAUGUUGGCAGAGUUGUGUAGAAGAGAAAAGGCCGCCAACAUCAAGCCAGAUCCUGAUCUGGAUGUCUUCAUGAAGGCAAUAAUUUUAUCCUUUUUACUAAAAGCAUUUGCCAUUUUUUUUAAUUUCAAUGAAAAUAUUAAUAUGAUGACAAACCAAUCAUAUACGUAGUAUAUAUAUAUAUAGCUGCUUUAAGUAACUAGCUAGACGAUCAAUAUUAUGACUCCAAGUUUAUCUUCAUAUAACAGAAUGAAUGAAUGAUGAUUUGUACGCAAGCUAGUUUAAUUUGUUUCUGUAAAUACUCCUACUGCUACUAAAAAAUAACAUACCC